This is a messenger RNA of Austrofundulus limnaeus, 5460 nucleotides long. RefSeq names its product cyclin dependent kinase 12 (gene cdk12). Gene Ontology annotation, molecular function: RNA polymerase II CTD heptapeptide repeat kinase activity; cyclin binding; ATP binding. NCBI's taxonomy places the organism in Eukaryota, Metazoa, Chordata, Actinopteri, Cyprinodontiformes, Rivulidae. Gene Ontology annotation, biological process: positive regulation of transcription elongation by RNA polymerase II; protein phosphorylation. Gene Ontology annotation, cellular component: cyclin/CDK positive transcription elongation factor complex; nucleus. The record is from RefSeq and is a predicted model, not a curated record.
GUUCGUUCGCUGAACUCAGAAGUUGCCAGUCACAGGAGCCAYAAUGGCGAUUGUAGUCUCUUUAAAAUAGGGCUGUGGAUGCUACCAAAUCCACUAACAUCGCCCUAAUUAUAGGCCUGGUUGACUUCCAGAGCCAUUGAUAAUAAACUGGAACAUCUACUGCACACGAAAAUACUAUGAUUUCUGAUCAUUAUUGAGUUUUAUAGGGGAUAAAACUUACAUUAAAAGGAACAUGUAAACAGCACCAACCGGGUCAAGUUUUCAUUUUGUUGGAGAAAUGAGCGACGGCUGCUUGUUUCUGAAAGCUAAGCUCGUUCCUCUGAGGAAUAAAAGCACCUUUACUUAAACUUGGCACCGGACAAGGACAGCUUUCACAAAGAAGGGACUUAUUUUUUUUUCUUUUUUCGCCAGUCCRCUCGCUAGCUGCCGAGCAUUAGCUAGCGGUGCUAGCUACGUUGAGACGGAGGCGACGCUACAAUGCUCCAGUGUUUGCUUUGGACCUUUUUCCUUCACUGACGAACUCCGAGAUCAAACUUCACGGCACGGGAACAGACAUUUUAUUUUUCCUGUUUUUGACGAACUACGUCGAGGAUCUAAUGGAAUGAAUUGGCGCUAAAGCAGGACUGGAUAUGUGAGCGGCCUUGUCUGUUUUGUGUUUAUUAUUAUUGUUUUUCGUUCAGAUCUGCUUGGUAAACAUUUUUUGUUUUGACAUUUGGAGUAAUCGCCCGGUUUCCCGUUAAUGAGCUGUCCGGAUCGCGGUAGAGGAGGCACCGACGCCGGCGUAAGGUAUGCCUGGGUCGGACCGAAACCAUGGGACCAAGAGGAAGACGGACUCUAGCGGCGGUGUGUCACAUCAAACCCAAGGCCUUCGCCCCUCCGAGGGAGACAUGACGAGCAAAGACGGUAAAGUGCAGCUAAAGUCUCUAAUGUCCUCCGCUUCGAAGCGCAAGCGGCACAAAUCGAACAAAUUUAUUCGGGAUUCGUCGGCGGGAACCGAGGAGUUUACAUUCGGUGACACGGUGCCGCCUGGCGUCAACACGGUGAAACCUCUGGUGGAGUACGACGACAUCAGCUCCGACUCGGACACCUUCUCGGAGCCCCCGACCUCCAGGCCGUCUGAGAGGGGGGCUGUAGACCGCUUGGACCCCUCGCCGGACUACGACAGGGGGGACGUAAGCAGGGAGGUGGACGGCGGCGUAAACAAAGAGCACCGACAGCCUCGGAAGAAGUCCAAGGACCCCAACAAAGUUAGAGACGCUGGGAACGGCGAGCAUGGACUCAAGAAGAAGAGCAGCAAAGACCGCGAGAAGGGCAGGUCCGCCAAGAGCAAAGAGAAGCCGGCCGCUUCUGGCUCCUCGUCCAGGCAGCCGGCUGACGCCAAGCGGGAGCUGAUGCUCUCGAACGCACAGACAGCGGCGAGCGUCGGCAGCGCCACUUCCUCCACGUCUUCAUCCCGCAGCAAGGAGAGCAGCCGCUCAGGGAAGCCCCACAAAGACCGGCAGCAGAAGAGAGAAGCCCGUGGGGACGGGAGCCGCGGCUCCUCCCAUAGGAGCCGGACAGACAGGACUCACCGCAAGUCCUCCAAGAGCCACAAGUCGAGCCCCAAGGGCAAGCCGUCGAACAGGGGGAGCCCCCGCAGGAAAGGCGCCGGCUCCGCCCUGACGCCCAGCCCCAGAAGGAAGGCCGGCAGCGAGAGUCCACAGGGCUACGGGCAGCAGCACGUYGACGACGGCUACUCCAGGCGCAGGGUGGCCCAGCAGAGCCCCGGGGACACGCCGCGCCGCAGCAGGCAGAGAUCAGACAGCCCGUACGGCAGCAGACACAGGUCCUCCAGCUUCGAGAGGGACAGCAGCCCUUACACCAGGAGGCGAUCCAUCAGCCCGUAUGCCACCCGCAGGUCCUCCAGCACCAGCCCGGUGUCUCGGCGCUCGGGCCGUUCCAGAAGCCGCUCUCCGCUGCAGUACUCCUCUCGUCGCUCCCCCUCUCGUUCCCGAACCAAGAGGCACGCUUCCUCUGGGGGAGCAGGGGGCAGCACCCACAGCAGUCGGGCAGCAAGCCGCUCCCCUCCCUCCUCCCGCCUGCCCCUCAACUCCAGCUUGGGCGCGGAGCUCACCCGCAAAAAAAAGGAGCGCCUGGCCGCAGAGGCRGCCGCCCGCGCCAGCGGCACGGCGUCGCCUCUGCCGUCGGCAAACAAAGCUUCGAGCUCUGCGUCGUCGCGGCCCGCUAAAGCCGAGCCCCCUCAGCUAGAAAAAGACUCGUCGGCCAAAGGUGAAGCCCAGCCUCCGCCGACCGCACAGCCCCCGCCCAACACCCCCAGUUCUGAGGAUCAAGUCGCAGCAUCUCUACCUUCCUCACCUGCACUACCUCCCCCUGAGCCCUCCCCUCCAGCGCCGCCCGGUCCAGCCGCCCAGGCGCCCCCGCCUCCUCCACAGGCAGAAACAGCAGUUCAGCUUCCAGCGAAUCCCGUCUCCCAGGCAAAAUCGCCAGCUUCGGUUCCUCAACGCAGCCCCGUUCGCCAGACACCACUCCACAAGACGUCCACUCUGCCGCCCCUGCCUUUACCCCCUGCACUGCUGGGCGGCUCUCAGAACAGGCGAACUUGUUGCUUUGAAGAAAGUGCGACUGGACAAUGAAAAGGAGGGUUUCCCCAUCACAGCCAUCAGGGAGAUCAAGAUCCUGCGGCAGCUCAAACACCGCAGCGUCGUCAACAUGAAGGAAAUCGUCACCGACAAACAGGAUGCACUCGACUUCAAAAAGGAUAAAGGUGCUUUUUACUUGGUGUUUGAAUACAUGGAUCAUGACCUGAUGGGCCUUCUGGAGUCCGGCCUGGUCCAGUUCUCCCACGAACACGUCCGCAGCUUCAUGCGUCAGCUGAUGGAAGGUCUGGACUACUGCCAUAAGAACAACUUCCUGCACAGAGACAUCAAAUGCUCCAACAUACUCCUCAACAACAGAGGUCAGAUCAAACUGGCUGACUUCGGUUUGGCUCGACUUUACAAUUCUGAAGAAAGUCGACCAUACACUAAUAAAGUAAUCACACUAUGGUACCGUCCGCCUGAACUGCUCCUGGGUGAGGAGAGGUAUUCUCCAGCCAUCGAUGUUUGGAGCUGUGGGUGUAUUCUUGGAGAGCUCUUCACUAAGAAACCCAUCUUUCAGGCUAAUCAGGAACUUUUACAGCUGGAGCUCAUCAGCCGUCUGUGUGGAAGUCCGUGUCCUGCAGCCUGGCCCGAUGUCAUAAAACUUCCUCUUUUCAACACCAUGAAACCCAAAAAGCAGUACAGACGGCGACUACGAGAAGAGUUCUCCUUUUUGCCUAUUUCUGCCCUGGACUUGCUGGACCGAAUGCUGACCCUUGACCCUUCGCGCCGCUGCACGUCAGAGCAAGCGCUCCUCAGCGAAUUCCUAAGUGACGUCGAUCCCAACAGGAUGCCCCCGCCCGAUCUCCCUCACCACCAGGACUGCCACGAGCUGUGGAUUAAAAAGAAACGGCGCUCACGUCAGAGCGGGCUGCCUGAGGAGGUGUCUGCGCCCAAAGCGCCCCGUAAAGAUGCAGCCGGGACCUCCAGCGCAGAGAACAGCCGAACCCAGAGCAGCCCGACCGGAGCUCCGCCUCCCCCGCCAGGAAAACCGGCCUCCACGGCCAAAUUAGAGAGCGAGUUGUCGGGUCUGGGAGUGGCUGCAGAGCAACUGAACCAAACAGAACUGGCCGUGCUGCUGAACCUCCUGCAGGGACAGACCGAGCUCAGCCUGGCCCAGGUGGCCCAGCUCCUCAACCCCUCCAAUCCAGAGACUCUCACCCAGCUGCUGUCCACCCUYAACGAGUCCUCUGACCACCAGGGGGCGCCAGAGGACAAGGCCCAACCUGACGCCGCUGCCGUGUCCCAGCCCCCAGAGCCCCCUCCUGAGCCCCAGGAGCCCUCUCCCACCUCUGGAGACCCUCCUCUCAGCCAGGAAGACCAGGCCAGUCUGCUGGCUCUCAUUCUGGGCCAAAUCAUAAAACCACAAAGCGAGGAGCAAACYGACGAGAGCAACGGCCUUCAGCCAGAGGAGGCGCUCGCUCGCAGCUCGUCCGCUUCUACUACUGAUUCCAAGGAUGGUGCUGUGUCGAAAAGGAAGCAACUUUUKGUCAACCAGGUGGCCGACCAGCGGCCCCCGUCUCCUCCCGGACCACCUCCACCGGCCGCUCCCCCCGGGGGUUCCCAUCGCGGCGAGCCGGACCCCCAGCCCAGCCAGGACAUCAGCCCGUCCGUGGCCGCCGCUCUGCUUCAGCUCAUCUCUCAGCAGGACCUGGACGCUGUGGCCUCCAAGAAAAGCAGAGACCCCUCCCCGGGUGAGGAGGACGCCCCGCCCCCUCCGCCCUGGGACUCCCCCACCAAACCUCCAGCUGCAGCCGGGACCCCAGAAGGCCCGGUGACCGCCGCUGCCACCACGUCCUCGCAGUUCCCGAAGGACCAGGACCUCCGUUUUUCUCACGGAGCCGCCCGCUGAACCUCAGUGCGAUGGUGAACCCGGGUGUCGUUGGACGACUCCAGCAGCCCCCCCAGACCUGAAGGGAAAGGAGGGGGGCCCCGCCCCCCUACAGAAAGUGACUCACUGGACCAAGAGCAGGUAGUGAAAGUCUGAUMAAAGAUUCUGAAAGUAAAUGUUGAAAUGAGAGUUCAGGGUUGUUUUGGGUUUCAGGUAACGAACCCCUCACCUUGUGGUGGGAGGGGGUUGGAGGGGGGGUUGGAUCAGUUAGGAGGGUCUGGACUGGAUGAGUUUUGGGAUUGUGGGCUAUGCAACUGAUGCUCAGAAUUAAAAGCACCUGUGAGCUUUUUUUUCCCUCUAAAACAAAAAUGAUUGUCCUGCUCACAGCAGCUCUGAGUAGAGAGAAGUUCUCAGUUCCUCCUGUUUUAAAGCCUUAUCGGACCACCGUGACGCCGACUAACCCCCCGAUUGAUUUCAGGCCUGUGUGGGGGGGACGAGUGGCUUCAGGUUUCUGCUUUGCGUGACGUCGGUUUUCAGAAAAUUUGUCCAAACUCAAAGCUCUGCAGGCUGACUGUGACUCGCUGGAACAAGCCUGAGCUUCUCGUCGUUCAGUCACUUAAUAAACAGCUGCUCUGUAAAAACACAACAGAUUCUAGUUGAAGUCUAAAGCUUAAAACUAAGUUGCRCACAAACGUUUUCAGCUUUUCUGGUGGGCCCUCGAAGCUUCGUCURACUUGUGUCCCUCGCGGUCCUGACGAGUUUUGCAACAAAACAUCUCUUUUUUUUUUUGCAUUUAUUUUCUACACAAAUAAAAAAGAUUAUGCUCUUUAAAAGGUAAGGGUUGGUCUUUCUGUUUCCCUUUUUAUUUUCUUUUUUUUUUUUGCUUUAGGAAAAGAAAUCGGAGCCAUGUAUCUGCAAAAGAAAUGGAAGAGAAAAUAUUUGUAACAUGUUUCUUGGUUCAGUUUAUUAAAGGAACUUGUGUGAUCAGCCGAA